Colossoma macropomum (tambaqui) is the source of this 1412-nucleotide messenger RNA. It is a transcript of the gene st8sia3, whose product is annotated as ST8 alpha-N-acetyl-neuraminide alpha-2,8-sialyltransferase 3. Gene Ontology annotation, biological process: oligosaccharide metabolic process; N-glycan processing. NCBI's taxonomy places the organism in Eukaryota, Metazoa, Chordata, Actinopteri, Characiformes, Serrasalmidae. Gene Ontology annotation, molecular function: alpha-N-acetylneuraminate alpha-2,8-sialyltransferase activity. The transcript has 4 exons. The coding region runs from base 40 to 1329 and encodes 429 amino acids. The record is from RefSeq and is a predicted model, not a curated record.
CCCCGGAGCGCGCGCGAGAGACACCGUGAUGGCAGCUCGAUGCCUCGCGGAGAGAGGGGAGGACGGAGAGGAGAACGCAUCCGACCACAUCUCCUAACGGCAGCCUCUCUCUCUCCGCCAUGCCGGAGCUCUCCUCCUGAUCGCCUCCUCUCUUUUUAUUUGACUUCCUUCAUUUUCCUCUCGUUUCUUUCGCUUUGCACGAUGGUUCGCGUGGUCAGCGUGCUCGGCUUGGUCAUGUUCAGCGUGGCUCUGCUCAUCCUCUCCCUCAUCAGCUACGUUUCCAUAAAGAAAGACUUCAUCUUCACUGCCCCCAAAUACGCCAACCCCGGGGGUCCAAGGAUGUACAUGUUCCAUGCAGGGUUUAGGUCCCAACUGGCGAUGAAGUUUCUGGACCCAGCAUUUACACCUCUGAACAACGCCCUGAACGAGAACCUGCAGGAGAACUCCUCCAAGUGGAGGUUUAAUAAGACGGCCUAUUUGGAGCAAAGUAAAGAGAUUGCCCAGUACAUCGACGUGCCACACAACUUCACCCUGACCAAAAACAGCGUGCGUGUGGGUCAGCUGAUGCACUACGACUACUCCAGCCAUAAAUACGUCUUCUCCAUCGGCGAGAACUUCCGCUCUCUGCUUCCGGACUCCUCCCCCGUCCUCAACAAGCGAUACAACACCUGCGCCGUCGUGGGCAACAGCGGGAUCCUGACGGGCAGCCGGUGCGGCCCCACCAUCGACAAGUACGACUUCGUCUUCCGCUGCAACUUCGCGCCCACCGAGGUCUUCCGCAGAGACGUGGGGCGACGGACCAACCUCACCACCUUUAACCCCAGCAUCCUGGAGAAGUACUACAACAACCUGCUCACCAUCCAGGACAGGAACAACUUCUUCCUGAGCUUGAAGAAGCUGGACAGGGCCAUCCUCUGGAUCCCCGCCUUUUUCUUCCACACCUCCGCCACGGUCACGCGCACGCUUGUGGACUUCUUCGUGGAGCACAGGGGUCAGCUCAGAGUGCAGCUGGCCUGGCCUGGAAACAUCAUGCAAUACGUCAACAGGUACUGGAAGACGAAGCAGCUUUCUCCGAAGCGUCUGAGCACGGGGAUCCUGAUGUUCACGCUGGCCUCCUCUCUGUGUGAACAGAUCCACCUGUACGGCUUCUGGCCUUUCGGCUGGGACCCCAACACGGGCAAGGAGCUGCCCUACCACUACUACGACAAGAAGGGCACCAAGUUCACCACCAAGUGGCAGGAGUCCCACCAGCUCCCCACCGAAUUCAAACUCCUCUUCAAGAUGCACACCGAGGGCGUGCUUAAGCUCAGCCUCUCACAUUGCACCUAGAGAGCAAAGGUCAAUGUCAGAGGGUCACAGGCUGGGAUUUUAGGGCCACCCGAGUUUGCAGAUGGACGUUUGGGUGGUCCGUC